Aspergillus puulaauensis is the source of this 1509-nucleotide messenger RNA. RefSeq lists its product as uncharacterized. The coding region runs from base 1 to 1509 and encodes 502 amino acids. The record is from RefSeq and is a predicted model, not a curated record. Lineage: Eukaryota; Fungi; Ascomycota; Eurotiomycetes; Eurotiales; Aspergillaceae. Gene Ontology annotation, biological process: RNA 3'-end processing. The transcript has a single exon. Gene Ontology annotation, cellular component: TRAMP complex; nucleolus. Gene Ontology annotation, molecular function: poly(A) RNA polymerase activity; mRNA binding.
AUGCGCUUUCGCAUAGCCAAUCGCCUUCUAUCCUCACCUACAGUUCCCCGCCGGAGCUUCCACAAUGUCUCCGCCCAAGCGAAAGAUCCCAUGAUAUUCGAAAACAGCCUCGAGAAAACCCUCGAAGAGCACCGAUCGGUAAACCGAGCAUGCUUGAUACGCAAGGUCGUUUCUGGGCCUGAUUCACACAGACGGACUCGCCUUGCUUCCCGAGAUAAAUCGCCCAAAUCAGUGUCGUCCAAGUCACCAGUACGGCGCGAAUCGCAAAGCCAACUAUUGGCGACAGCUACACAAUCGCCUACCCUCCAAAAUGGUGAAAAGUCGCAUGGUCUAACCGAUGAGGAGCUGAUCACGGCUCUGCCCUUCCAUUCGCCAAUGAGAUUGAAAUUGGGGAAAGGGCAAGCAAAGCAACGUCCAUGGCUUUCUCAACUGGACCCAAAUCAGCGUUUUUUGAGCGGCGUCUCGCAACUUGAUGCGGAGCUUCGAGCUCUGGAAAAAUACUUAACUCCAACCAUGCAGGAAGUAGAAGUGGCGGAUCAGGUUACAUCUGAGAUCACCGACAUCAUUUCAAACCCAGCGCGCUAUACGCCCCCCAGCAUUAUACGCACGGGGUUCGAGAUGAGCCAUUCUGAUUUAAAACUCAUGAUCUCAGUUCCAGGUGCGGAUCGACACGAGAUGCUUCGCAACUAUACCAGGCUCCUUAAGGUCGCCUGGCGUGCUCUUGGUGAAUGUCCUAAAUACGAACUACGACGCACUCUUGGGUCGCCAGUCACUCGUGUGGUCGUUCACAAGCCCACCGGACUCUCGUUCCGCUUGCACUGCGCCGAUGCUGAGCCCGCAUACAUUGAACGUAUCCGAUAUUUCCACUCGCAAUAUCCGGAGCUUCGUUGCAUAUACAUCGCCACACAAUUGAUCCUAACUACCGCAGGCGCUUUUGGUAGCCGCAGGAGCUCGAUAAGCCGCGAGGGCCUACAAAUGCUCAUCGCGGCCUUCCUCAAAAUGUCCGAUGGUCGCUUUCGCAGUAGUGCCAGUUGCGGUGAAUCAUUCCUCGCGUUCUUGCACCUUUUCGGUACUGAAAUAGACCUUUUAACAACUGGUGUUACAGUCGAUCCCCCUGGCUUCUUCGACGCCCGCUCGGUGGAGGAAGCAUGGCACGCGAACGAGCCUAAAGACCGCCCACCUUACCUCCUCGGGCAACGCUCACUCAUCAGAUCGAAGAAAUACACCAAGAAAAAGCGUAGCAGAUUUGUUAAUACGGGCUUAUUAUUGCAAGAUCCAACGGAUUACAUGCAAAACCUCGGUCACACCCAGUCACGAACACCAUUCAUACAACAUGUUUUGGCAACGACAUAUGAAAACUUAGAAUUAGCCCUAAAAAACUGGAACCCGGCUCAUCAUCUUACACAGAAGACGAGCGUCCUGGAUAAGGUUUUACACGUGAGUUUUGAGGAAUUCGAGUCGCGGAGGGCGUCUAUACUUGCCGCUAGCACUGCUUCAAACAAAACAUAA